GUCCAGGAUCAUAUUCUUCUUUUUGCCGGCCACCGCCACAUUUGCGGCGCCGCAAUAGUCGGCGAAGGAAAUUCAAAUUCUAAUCUUAGUCAACCGCCGCCACUGCUGCGGCCCCUUUCCAGCCAACGAAUACCAACGCCGCUGUCAGUUCCUAUUUUUGCUCGCCAGCAACUUUUGGAGAUGGAGAGUAUAAAUUCAGCUGAUGAUAUCUCCACAGUGUAUCUUCACGGGGACUUGGAUCUGAAGAUUCUAGAAGCUCGGAGGUUGCCGAACAUGGAUUUGGCCACCGAGAGUCUCCGGCGGUGCUUCACCGGAUUCGACCUCUGCAGGAAGCCGCUCAUCGCCCUACGCCGGCGGAACGGUCGCCGCCUCAGAAGAAGGAGAAGAAUCAUCACCAGCGAUCCGUACGUCUCCGUCUGCCUCGCGGGGGCCACGGUGGCGCGUACGCGCGUGAUUUUCAACUCCGAGAAUCCCGUUUGGAACAAUCACUUCAAAAUUGCCCUGGCUCACCCUGUAUCCAAAAUCGAGUUCCAGGUGAAGGACAACGACGUCUUCGGCGCCGGCCAUAUCGGCGUCGCUUCAGUGCCGGCGGAGAUGAUAAAUUCCGGCGAGGUAAUCGAAGACUGGUUCCCAAUUGUAGGCUCCCGAGGAAAACCCCCGAAAACCGAUUGCGCCCUAAGGCUAAAGAUGAAAUUCGACCCGUUCAACCAAAACCCUAAUUACCGGACCGGAAUUCCCGAAAAUUACGGUCUAAUCGAGAGCUAUUUCCCGGCGAGGCAAGGCGGGGCGGUAACGCUGUACCAGGACGCCCAUUCGCCGGACGGAAUUUUGCCGGAGAUCGAACUGGAGGAGGGGAAGGCGGCGUUCCGUCACGAGAACUGCUGGGAAGACAUUUGUGAGGCUAUACUGGAGGCACAUCACUUGGUGUACAUAGUGGGGUGGUCAAUUUAUCACAAGGUGAAGCUGGUGAGGGAACCGGAGAAGCCAUUGCCGGCGGCGGGGAGAGAUCUGAACCUCGGCGAGCUGCUCAAGUACAAAUCGCAGGAAGGAGUGAGGGUGCUGUUGCUUGUUUGGAAUGAUAAAACUUCUCAUGACAAAUUCUUCAUUAACACUGCAGGAUUGAUGCAAACUCACGACAAAGAAACUCGUAAAUUUUUCAAGCACUCGGCCGUCACUUGCCUGCUUUCGCCUCGAUACGCAAGCAGUAAGCUUAGCCUUAUCAAGAAACAGGUGGUGGGAAGUCUUUACACACACCAUCAGAAGUGUGUGAUUGUGGACACUCAAGACAAGGGCAAUAAACGGAAGAUAACGUCUUUCAUUGGAGGUCUAGACCUUUGUGAUGGGCGCUAUGAUACCCCCGAGCAUAGACUCUUUCAUGAUCUUGACACUGUUUUCAUGGAUGACUUUCACAACCCCACAUUUCCUGCAGGAACCAAGGGACCAAGGCAACCGUGGCAUGACUUACAUUGCAAAAUUGAAGGGCCUGCUGCGUACGAUGUCCUCACAAACUUCGAACAACGAUGGAGAAAAGCCAGGAAAUGGUCAGCACCAGGUAGGCAUUUUAAAAGGAGGGUUCUUUGGCACGACGAUGCUUUACUGAAGAUAGAGAGGAUCUCAUGGAUAGCUAGCCCUUCGCCCACUGUCCCAAACAAUGACCCUUCGUUGUGGGUCACCAAGGGCGAUGAUCAUGGAAGAUGGCAUGUUCAGAUAUUCAGAUCUAUAGAUUCUGGAUCAUUGAAAGGAUUCCCCAAAGAUGUUCACUCAGUUGAGUCACAGCAUUUGGUUUGUGAGAAAAACGUGGUGAUUGAUAGGAGCAUCCAAACGGCGUACGUUCAGGCAAUUAGACGCGCCCAACAUUUCAUUUACAUCGAAAACCAAUAUUUCAUCGGGUCAUCAUAUGCUUGGCCUUCCUAUAAGAAUUCAGGUGCAGAUAACUUGAUUCCAAUUGAACUGGCGCUCAAGUUGGCGAGUAAAAUCCGAAAUGGGGAGAGAUUUGCCAUUUACAUAGUCAUUCCGAUGUGGCCCGAAGGCGCCCCAACUUCUGCUUCUGUCCAAGAAGUUUUAUAUUGGCAGGGGCAAACCAUGCAAAUGAUGUAUGAAAUCGUUGCGCGGGAGCUAAAAUCGGCUCAACUUGAACACUCGCACCCUUGCGACUAUCUAAAUUUCUAUUGUCUUGGCAAUAGAGAAGAGCAACAGCACGAAGAAGAAACCAAAUUCUCCUCAGAACCACCUUCUAAUGAUAAUAAGGUCUCUGCUUCUCAAAAACAUAGAAGAUUCAUGAUCUAUGUACACGCAAAGGGAAUGAUCGUGGACGACGAGUACAUCAUCUUGGGAUCCGCUAAUAUCAACGAGCGGUCAAUGGAUGGGUCAAGAGACACCGAGAUUGCAAUGGGUGCAUACCAACCACACCACAUUUGGGCAAACACUAAGAAAUAUCCCCUCGGCCUGGUGCAUGGAUAUAGAAUGUCACUAUGGGCAGAGCAUUUGGGAAAGACAGGAGAAGACAGCAGCAGCAGCUUCAAGGAUCCCAAGAGCUUAGACUGUGUGAGGGAUGUGAACCAUAUUGCCCAGAACAACUGGGAGAGGUACGCUGCGGAGGACACUGUCCCUUUGCAAGGGCAUCUCCUCAAGUACCCAGUUCAAAUUGAUGCAGAUGGGAAGGUAAGCCCCUUGCCUGGCCAUGAAUGUUUCCCCGACGUCGGGGGUAAAGUCUUGGGAACUAAAUCCGCCCUCCCCGACGCUUUAACAACAUGAAUCAUUCCCUCGAACCCGCUAGAUUUUUCAACUUU
This is a messenger RNA of Cuscuta campestris, 2789 nucleotides long. Lineage: Eukaryota; Viridiplantae; Streptophyta; Magnoliopsida; Solanales; Convolvulaceae. The record is from the annotation of a GenBank genome assembly.